Zingiber officinale is the source of this 331-nucleotide messenger RNA. RefSeq names its product cell division control protein 2 homolog D-like. Gene Ontology annotation, biological process: signal transduction; regulation of gene expression; protein phosphorylation. Lineage: Eukaryota; Viridiplantae; Streptophyta; Magnoliopsida; Zingiberales; Zingiberaceae. Gene Ontology annotation, molecular function: cyclin-dependent protein serine/threonine kinase activity; cyclin binding; ATP binding. The record is from RefSeq and is a predicted model, not a curated record. Bases 23 to 331 code for a protein of 102 amino acids. Gene Ontology annotation, cellular component: cyclin-dependent protein kinase holoenzyme complex; cytoplasm; nucleus. The transcript is spliced from 3 exons.
CUUAGAUUUAUGAGGUUUAAGAAUGAAGGAAGAUUUAUGUGAAUUCACGGAUCUGAAAAAGUACAUCAGAAGUUUCCGCCAGAGCCAUGAAAUGAUGCCACCAAUGACUGUUAAGAUUUUGAUGUAUCAACUCUGCAAAGGAAUUUCAUUCUGUCAUGGUCAUGGAGUGUUGCACAGGGAUCUUAAGCCUCACAAUCUUUUAAUGGACCGCAAGACUAUGAUGCUAAAAGUUGCGGAUCUUGGACUCAGUCGUGCUUUCACCAUUCCCCUCAAGAAAUACACGCACGAGGUCACAUAUCUUUUAGCUUGUAUUGGAAAGCACAACAUUUGA